AUGGGAGCUCCCAAUGGACAGUGGAUGAAGAUACCCAGACCUGAAUACGGGGCUUUUGCAGGAGCUGGAGCCUCGCCUCACACCAAAGGUCUUCAAGGCCAAGGGGUUCCUUCGGUCCAGGGGAAGUCUGGUGGAGCCAAACCCAGGCCUUACACCGGGGAGGUCCCUGGAGGAGUUGACGGAAUGAACCGGUUUCAGCCUCAAGCAGCAGGUUAUUUACCAAAUCCAAAAAUGGCCGGUGCUUACGGUGGAAUGGGAGGUUUUCCGUUUGGGGCUCAAAAUGCUAAAUAUGGAAUAGGAGGUUUGCAGUUUGGGGGCGUUAACUCCAAUUCAGGACCCAAUGGAGCUGGAAAUUAUGGUAAUGGCGGUGGCGGCUCAUACGGACCUGCCACUGGAGCUAAAUAUGGAUCCACCAACGGACAGCAGCCUCUGGGCGGCACUGAUAACACACAAGGUUAUGGCAGAAUGCCUUAUGAAAUCCAAACUGCUGGUCAGAACCCCAACGCCAAGUCUAAUGCCAAAUAUGGCUCAGCCUUUCAUCCAGAGCCUGCAGCGAUGGGACACGGAGGGAAGGCUCCUGGACAAUACGGCAAUAACGUGGGCUACAUCAGUGGACAAGUGCAGCCAGAUGCCGUGGCCUUACCCGCUGCUUCUAGCCCUGCGUCCCCUGUGCUCUACGCCUCUGCUGCGCCCUACCUGCCUGUAGACGCCGCUGUAACGUACGGAGCGGCUACUAAAGGCCCUGUUGAUUCUGCUCCUGUCACAGAGUCCCAGGGCGCCGCUCGGGGACCGGAGCAGACGGACGACGUGCAGCAAAUGCCACAACAGAUUCAGAUCCAGCAGCAACUCAAACUGCAUUUUCACCCACAAGGACCUCGGCUCUUGGAGUUGGCCAAAACUCCGAGUCAUCUUCAAUUCAACAAGUUUGUGCUGACGGGUUACAGACCGGUGUCCACGGCGCAGGAGUGCCUCAGGAGCCUCUUCUACAUGCACAAUGAGCUGGGCAACAUUUACACCCAUGGGAUCCCGUUCUUCCUGUUCCUGGUGCUGCUGCCCUUCAGUAUCCCCUGGAUGGAGGUGGACAGUACGUGGCUGUGUGUGGCUCACUACCUGGCGUGCCUCAGUCCCACCGUGGGCUCCGUGCUGUACCAUGUGUUCAUGAACCAUGUGGGGGGAGAGCAUGUGUACGACACGCUGCUCUCCUUGGACAUGUUCGGAGUCUGUCUGGUGAACACACUGGGUGCCCUCCCCAUCAUCCACAUCACGCUCCUGUGCUUCCCCGGCCUCCAGCGCGCCGCCCUCCUCGUCUACGUCCUCCUGUCGUCGUACGGGAUCUACUGCGCCACUACGGCCCGAACCAACGUACUGCGCCUCCGGGCCUUCGUGUGGCAGGGCCUGUUCCGCUUCAGUCUCUUCUUGUUUCGAGUGUUCGGCAGCGGCGUGGGCAGCCCCAACUCCCUGCGCCUCUUCGUGAUCAUGGACUCCUUGGCCGUUCUGGGAGGCGUGGUCAACAUCGUUCAGAUUCCAGAGCGUUUCAGCCCUGGGCUUUUUGAUAACUGGGGCAACAGCCACCAGAUAAUGCACAUCAUGGUCAUAUGUUCGAUCAUCUACCUUCACUGGGGCACACUUGAGGAUUUAGCCUGGAUUAAGAGCUACCAGUGUCCUACAGAGUAA
This is a messenger RNA of Knipowitschia caucasica, 1674 nucleotides long. The record is from the annotation of a GenBank genome assembly. Lineage: Eukaryota; Metazoa; Chordata; Actinopteri; Gobiiformes; Gobiidae.